Molecule: messenger RNA, 8806 nt
Organism: Amoebophrya sp. A25
Lineage: Eukaryota; Dinophyceae; Syndiniales; Amoebophryaceae
Source: the annotation of a GenBank genome assembly
CUUGCUGCUGGCAACCCUGAAAAGAACCCUCUUCUUGAUCCAACUCAUGAGAGAUAAACUCAGCAUCAUCUUGGUUGUUGAGGUCGUUGACAACGACAACAACUUUCCUAAGGAUGUUGUAACUAAGGAUUAGUGGUCGCAAGAAGAUAGAAUCCCAAGAAGAAAAUGUUGUACAACGUCGGCGCUUGGCAGAGUAAGCGCACGUGGGGUGGCCCUCAUGUUGGCGGCGGGCCUAGCAAUGGCCACCCUCCACGCAGUAAUGCGCACCAGCCGCAUCAAUCUGCGAUCCGGGAAAAUCAGUGGUUGUACGAUGACUCUAGGAACUGGAUGAAAGCCUAUGCAACAGCGCGAUCGGCGUCUUUGACUGGGACAAGAACUACUUUUCGGAACGCGGGUGCAACUGGAGGUGGUGGCGGGGCUCACUACAAUAUGGGUUCGACCCAUAUGGGAGGGUCCUCAUCAAUGACCAGUCUACCUCAGGUGAUGCAGAGUGCUACUGCGAGAACACGCACAACAGCACGCGGAGGUCAAGUACAUGGAGGUCCGGCGCAGAACGCCACUUAUUCAAAUUCAAACCGGUUUCUUGUGGGAAAUAGUUCGGCCACGAGUAGCACGAAUCCAAAUUUCCGGUAUAGAAACAAAUCGGCUAGCAUGGGUUCUUUAACGACAGCGUCUUGGGCACCGGGAGGUGAGCACGACAGCAUGGGAGAGACAGGCUAUAGCGAGGAAGGCGUGCACAUGAGCAUGAAUCCUGGUGGAGGAGGUAUGAGUAAUACGAUAGGUGCUCCGGGUGGCUUUGGCGUAUCCUCGACGGGAGAAAGCAUGUUUCAAGGAGCGGGGUCGGGAAUACCGGGUAUUCUUGGAAUGGAUUGUGAUGACUAAGUACCUACUUUGUCUUAUAAAUAUAACGUGUUUAUGUUUUGUACUUUCUUCCUUUUUUUCGAACAUAAGUUGAUAUUUUGCGACAUUCCUGAUGUUCCUGAGAAGUUGACUCUAUUUUCAAUGGUACCAUGUUCAUCAAGAAGAAGAAUACAAUGUUCCAUAGUACCUCCUCUUCCAGGACAGGUCCCCACGCAGUUGACGAAAUCCUUGACCCACUUGCUGCUACCGCUCGUACCGAUCAACACCAGUCUGUGAUGACCACUACCCAUUUUUGGCUCAAGCAGCGCAAAUACCAGAGAAAGAAGGAUCGCAUAAAGCAGCAGUUAGGUGGUGCAGCAGGGAAUGACAGCACAGUUGGAGAACAAGUAUCCGUAAGCCGAAGCUUCUCUGACGCCGGACGACACACAUCCUUACACUUUUCGGCGACAGACAAUGUCGGACCGAGGCAUUGGGAGUUGCAGCCCAGAGCACCUACAGUCAGCAAAGCCACACAACGACAAAUACAAAUGAUGGCGAUACGGAAAGCCAUGGAUCAUGACGAGGCAUACCAGAAAGAAAUCAAAGCCAAGUGGAAAUGCGAUACCGAUGAUUACGUACAGAAUCAGGCGAAGUUUAUGGACAAGGGGCGUCUCGGUUUUUUUCAUCAGGUGUACAAACAAAAGCUCGCUUAGUUGUGGCUGGUGCAUCGUGCAAAAGUUCUCGCUCCAGCCACCUGUUAAUAUGCCUCCUAUAAUUGUGUGCUAAAGCUAAUCAUCUAUAUUUCAACCCCAUCGACCUUCUAAUCCCUACGACGAGCGUUUGGUUUCGCAUGUUUUUGAGGAGGUCGUUGCAGACACAAUUCAGGGUGUUUCGUGGCGCAUGAACAUUCCACCUCAGUUCAACGACUCCUUUAUGGCGCCAAAAGCACCUUUGUACAAGCAUCCAGAGCCUCCAUCAUUGCGCGAGUUGGUAACGUACUGGUGGAAGAAAGCGGGAGCAGUCGCAGCGCCAGCCCUACCUCCAGCUCCGCAUAAGAAAUCGAAGAAUCUUCUAUCGGCUGUAGAAGACGGGCCAGCUCGCGGGGAGGGGAAGGAGAAGCCGGCGAGUCGUACUUGAAUCAUGAAUCUGAGUGAUGGCUAAGGGUGGUCUAGACUUCUACUUGUACGAUUGAUACAGUCUAUCUUCAUGAUCUUGAUCUUGUGAAUCUGGUGCAACUCGCCUUCAAUCUGCUUACAACCAAUUAUUUGCAUCUGUUCUUGCCAGCACAAGAACAAAUCAAAUUGAAACCCUUCAACAUCAACAGCCACCUCAACAACUCCGCAACGCGGUGGUAACACCAAGAACAAGGAGUCCGGGGAGCCCAGAAAGAGUGAUCCCGAUAAGAAUCUGCAUGUGGUAUACGGAGAACAUAUUGACACAUGUGGCACGAGCAUGGGACCAGAGGACUGUCAUCGAUUGCUGAAGAUCAUUAGCGACUACAACGAGAGCCAAACGGGUCUCCAAAUGAGCGUGAUCCACAAGCAACGCCUGCGGAGAUCCACUUUCUGUCGCUUUUUGCUCGAUUGUGAAGUUGUCGAAAUUGAUGGCAACGCCAUCGUCAAGGAUUGCGCGAAAACGGGGAAAAUCGGCAUGCUGUACUUAAGGCUCAACUUUCAUUGGUCACAUUGGGGUUGCUUGGUCUCUGACAUCAAAGAGGAGACCCCCUGAGAGAACAAGGGAUGAAACCCAAGGGACGAAAGGGCGGAAGCUCUGGAAGGGGCCUUGUCCCUUCAGCAUCAGUGACCAAUGAACUUCGACCUUUAAUGUAUGUGUGCAACCUAUUUGACUCCUACGUGACGUAUCAGCCGCAAGCCAUCGCUAACGCACAGCAACGCCAAGUAGACAGGAAACUACGGCUCGAUAGACAGGCAGCGCGUGAAGCGAGGAAGAAAAUUAUGAAGGACUUGGAGGACAACCCGUUUGGAAGUAUGAGUGCGAAUGCAGCUGGAAACAAGGCAGGAGACGAUCAAGGGUCAGAUGAAAAUUCGGCUGGAGAGAGAAGUGCUAAGUUAAGGAUGAGGAUCACGAGAAUGCAGUAGAGAGAUGCUGUAGAUCAAUUAAGUAGAUUUCCACAUAUUACACGACAAGAAAGACAAGAAAGAAAUAAGAAAAUGAAAGGGUAAUUGAAUUCACGAUAAUUAUCCUUGUCUUCGUGACCUCUAAUCAAAGGCGGGAAUGCAGCAAAGGCUAGCUCUAUAUCAAAGGAGCUUGACCAAAGCACCGGAACGGAUGCGGAGAAUCGACGAUAUAACAUCUCCUUGCCUGAAAUUCCAUGUACAACACAAGCCGAAAUGUUGUCGGAGGCCACGAACCAUCUUGGCACAAUCAGUAUUCUUGAGAUAUGGCUGAAGCUGAUAACUCCAUCAUUUGAUGGAUAAAAGAAAAAUGAUUGAUAUACUUACAGCGUGUCUUCAUUCUCUUAGUACUCCUAGCAGGAACUCCUCGAUUCUCUAUCUCAUCUGAUUCAAUCAUCGAAGUCGAACUAGUAGCUUCUGGCAUUCCCGGUUAUUGAUCUCAUGUCUUCACACUUCUAGUUCUACGAGUGCCACUAGCUACUUCUUAACUUCCUUCUAAUUUACGAUUUUCUACCCUUGAUGGAGAAGAUUUUCUACACGGUGCCUGCCGUGGACUUCUUCGCCGAGUAUUUGGACAAGGCAGCGGACCGCAUUGCCCGUGUGUGCGAGCAGCGAGAUGAUUAAGGCUGCAAUUGUUAAUGUGGAAGUAGAUGUUAGUUAUCAUCAAAGAUUCAUUAGGUCUUCAUCGAGUGUAGUUCUAAUUGUAAAAAAUGUGGAUGUUGUCAUCAAAGAGUCAUUAGGAGGUUUUCAUCGAGUGUAGUUCUAAUUGUAAAAAAUGUGGAUGUUGUCAUCAAAGAUUCAUUAGGUUUUCAUCGAGUGUAGUUCUAAUUCCCGUUCGUCCAGAUGCUCGCAGCGAAAUUCGAUUCGCAGGGAGCCCCCCUCACGGCAGCACUCAAGAUGCCCAUUCAGCGGAAGUUCUAUCCUGUCCAGAAUCUGGCGCAUCGUGUGGACCCAAAUAUCUUCAACCUGGCUAUCCGUAAGUUAGAUGAAGCAGCAGCGAUGGACGUCAGCGAAAUGGUUAAAUUUAUCUUAGCACAGAACGCGCAGUUAGUGCAGUUGCGGCAGAUGUUCUGCGAACCUGAAAUUUGGAUGUGGCAGUGGCAGUGGGCACAGACGUUUGAUGAGUUGUUUGAUGCCUUUGCUGACUUUCCGACCGAAUUGCUAGGGUGGCCAGAAGGGCACAUGUCAUUCGGUGCCUUUCUUCGAUUUGCAGUGGAUUUCCGAUUCUUCCCGCAAAUCAUGUCCUACGCAGACCUUUUUUCGUUCUACCACUCCGCUGAAUGCUGCAUUUUCAAGGUACUACAGAAGCUUGUCAAUCAUACUGAUGAAAAUCAUGGACAUGUUGCUAGUAUAAUAGUUCAUCUUAGGUGGAACGUCGGUAGAUUGGUUGCUUUGCUCAAGAAUAUUUGAUUAUCCUAGGAGGUAGGUUGGUUCCACCACAAAUUUUUAUCUGUUUGUGGUCAUCGUCAUCCAUCAUGAUGACACGAAAAAUCUCCUCAUGACCAGGACUUCGAUGGUGAUUUGAUGUCUUCUGACCCUGAGUUGAGGCAUAUGACGGAGAUGAUGAUCUCCAUUUGCAACUAUGAGGAACGCAAAACCGUCGAAGAAAUGGCCGAUCUAAGACCUGUUUUAGGUCGUGCUGUGAAGAAGUCUAAGCUACUUACGGCAUGAUCCAUUUCCACAAUAAAAAAAAAUCCAUAUUUGAGUAUGAAAUAAUUUCAACAUUUUUACCAAGAGCUACAACAUCUUCGUGGGGGCUCCGUAGAUGAAGUUUCUUUUUAAGAGGAACAAACUCAACAAACGGAGACCACAAUGCUCCUAAAAAUGAAGAUGGACCCUUUCUUCUUGGUAGUUGUUCUAAGAGACGUCGCUCCGAGUCCGCAGAGUCUAGUCCGGGUAAGAAGAGUAGCCCUAGCAAGAGUCGUGGCAGCAGUCCAGCCAAAGGUCCAGGCUCCGUUGCUCCUUCCCCCAGUAAACCAGCAACUGCAGUUUUUCCUCCCGAUGGCGGCAACAGUGUGGACGACAGCCUGCUCACCAGCAGCCGCAUUGCUCCUGGCACAAUGGAUUUAGAGGACAACUACAAGAACUCCGGAAGUUUUCUCAACUAUCCCUUGACUGCUUCAGAGAUCUACGGCAAGAAGGUGAACACUGCUACUGUCACAUUCCAAGACACAAGACUCGAGCAAAUCCAGAACAUGAACGGGCACUUUCCCGGCAAGAACUUGACGAAAACGCAGGAACAACAGCAAGUAGCAGCCAAGGAGAUGGACCGAGAUACUUUUUGGACCAAGAGCUUUGAGGACAUGACCAAGAUGGAGUAUGAGACCUGGCACGUUCUGUCUGCUCUGAGUAAUUGGCUGGGCAAUCGGGGUGGCGAUAUCAAGAGGUUGUUCUCGCUCUUCGACGUAGACGGAACGGGAGAAGUGAGUGCGGAAGAAUUUCAUCUAGGCCUGAGGCAAACACGGUUGGAGCCUUUGCCGAGUGUCGAGGUCAUCAUGAAAAUGUUCAACAUGAUGGACGAAGACGCGAGUGGAGAAUUGUCGGUCAGCGAGUUGUACAGGAUUUUGAAGCGGUUUAACUUAAGAGGAGGUGCUGAUUGUUCCAUCAUGUUGGAGGACGAGAAGACAAAAAAGUAGCUAGAAGUGAAUGAACGUCUACUACAACCACCUCCACAUCAUGAUCAAGUAUGUUGAUUCGAGCAUGAAGAUACCCAUAUACAACACCAACUUCAUCUCCCUCUAACAAAAGAAGAGAUGUCCAAAAAGCGAGAACUCGAAGACCCUACAGUAGAUUUGUCCACUGAUAGAGCGCACACGUUCCUAAAGAUAGAGGACUAUGGCUUCAGUCCGGCAGCAGUGAAGCCGAUUAAAAGUACUUUAUUGCUUUUUAAUAUGGCUUCACGUCUGCAGCAGUGAAGCAGAUUAAGAGUACGUAACUAGUACUUGUGGAUUCUUUUUUGUCAUCUUCAUGAACAUUUACUCGUUUAUUCCAUAUCUGACAAUUAUCUGCAUGACUAUGCUUCGCUCCUACUCUACUGCUCGUCGCUUCGUACUCUCCAGCACUACUAGCAACUACUCGUCUACUGCUGCAUGACUAAAGCCACACCUCUUCUUUCUCCACUCCAGUGCCACCACCGCCAAAUGUGGUUGAGUCACCUCAACCGAAACGUGGGAAGAACGUGAAUACCUAUCGCAUCUUCGGCAAGCGGGCAUUCCAAGAAAGUUUGCUGAAGAUGGCUUUUUACCACUUGAACCAAAAUGGCAAUGCAUUGCAAAGAAAUGCUUCCACCUACGUGAAGGCACUGUGGUUGGUUGGUACAACCUACUCUUUACUUUAUUAACUUUGAUGAUCUUUCUACUAGUAAUACAGCGCUGAUUGCUUCCCCGCCUUGACAGAACACAAUCGGGGAGGUUGUCGCAUUUUUUUCGAUUUCCUUUCUAGUUGCUACUUUCCUUACGUUUUUUUUCUCCCUCCCACGAUUGAACCUUGCCAAACAAAUACUACAGCUUACAUCAAGUGCAGUUUCCAUUUGUACUACCAAAAAAUCGAUGACGUGAUGGAAGAGGCGACGAAACAAGACGAAAAAUUGAAGAAACUACUGGAGAAAAACAUCCACGAAACGGCAUUGAUGAAAGAAGACAUGCCUCAAUUGCCUGAGGAAAGCACCAAUAUCCUGUUUGGAGAAAUCUUGGGCAAAGAGAGGGAAAAGAGACGAACAGCAAAGUUGUACGAUCAAUCAACUGCGGAGAGACUCCUGAAAUUGCAGAAAUUGAUUUGCGCGACGAAGACAAGGUACAAUUGACUUGAAUUUCAAAAACAUCAUCACUCUUCCAAUUCCAGCAUGCUCGAUGCUCGUCUUGAUGUUGUGGAUAGAGAUGUUGUUCUAGUAUAGAGGCUCAAGUUGUUUUUUUGUAUUGACUCAAUCAUGGGUAUUGGAAUUGCAAUUUUAUGAGUCUUCCAAUUCCAGCAUGCUCGAUGCUUCCUGCUCAUUACCUUUCUGAAAACUCGACACUCUACCCCACCUGAUUUUUUCUGAUAGUAUGUGAUGGACUUCGUGCUGUACAGGUAAUUUACCUCUAGGUGUAGUAUUCCUCAUUUCUAGCACUGUUCAUUCCGCUUCAAAGCUUCCUUUCCCUCUCGAAACUACUACCUCUACAACAGUUACGUUUCUCCCGUAACGCGUUUGCUUUCACAGCGGUGGGACCCGUUUGCCUCUGUGGAGGUGGUGCAGAGGGACAAGGAGAGCAUGGCAAACCGAUGCGAUUAUUGCUUCGAGCAACCAAGGAGAUUUAAUUAAGGCUCUGGUUGCUAACUCAUUUGCAUUGUACUCGCAAGGACAAGGUAGUCACUAUACAUAGUAUGAUAGAUAGUGGUAUGAGAAUGAGUCAGACUCUGUUAUCACUAUCAGCACUAUCACGACUAUGAAAUACCUUAGGGCCUAGUACGAGAUCAUAGGGCGGGCUUGGUCUUAGACUUGGUCUUAGACUUGAAAAGGCAUUUUUGCGCCUGAGGUCUAAUCCCACGGCGGUUAUGGUCCGAAUCCGAGUUGUGUGGGGUGCUCUCCGCUCUUCGUGGACGUGCGAAGGAAGAUGACAGACUUGCCGUUGUGGCAAGCAAUCCGACCCUUUAAUUGGCGUGAUGAGGUACGCGUCACUGGUGAGAAAAGACGAUACCGAAUUCAAGUGGGAAAGAAAAGACCUGAAAAAAUGGUAAUGCCCGAUGGGAGAACUGUGAUGGUUGGGGGGUAACUGUUCAACUACUUCUAGGGAUUAGACCGACGUAGUGGGAGAAAAGUCGGCGUAGGGGGGGUGGUAGUUGUGACAUCCCCAAGUAUAAUAAGGAAGCAGUAAUUUUGCCAUGUUCUCGAGAUAGAAGAACACUCAAAGGUAUCUUCAUGGUCGUGGGAUGAUAAGAACAUAAGCAGUUGCGUUGCGACUACAAUCAAAAUGUAGAACUUGUUGUAAUAAGCCUAAGUUUAUGCAUAAGUUGAGUCCCUGACUAUUUCUAUCAAAGUAUGAGGACAUGAGAGUGCAUUGAUUAACAUGAGCUUCAUCUUCAUGUAUGAACUUCGAUGAAAUUAAAAACACUAUUGAACGUCAACAUCACCAAGUCCAACAAGUGGCCAUGUCGAGUGUCAUGAUGUCAUAACCUUCUCGACGUCUUCUAAGUACAAUUUGUUGAAAGUCAAAUAUUAAAGCAAAAAUUAUGCGACGACUAAACUGAUCAACAAAGUCAACUGUUCCUAGAACUCUCUUCUCUAUUUUCAUACCAAACUUCUCACUUCUACCAUGUAGAAGCAAGAUGCAUCGCAGCAUGAUAGAUGUACUAAGAACAGGAAAACGUAGGACGCAGGUAAGUCAAGAGGAGCUUUUAGAUUCCAAAUGAACUAGCACGCCAACAUCGUCGCUGACUGAUGGUCAUUUAUUUCGUAUGCAUUUUGACUAGUAGAGAAAGAGAAUGCACAUCAGUAGACCUUCCCAUUACCAGAAUUAUUUGAAUUUCAUUGAACAAAUCCCAUACAAUUUUCCAUUUCAAUGAACAAGAAUCACAAGAACGAUGAAUAUUGCUAUUUCGAAUCUUCUAUUAACAAACGACUUUGUCGUGGUGAAGUUAUGAGUUAAAUGUUUCUGUUGCAUAUCUUCAGUUACCAAGUAUAAGCAAAAUUGUGUACAACUUUUCCAGUCCUCUCCGAGAAUGCUGCCUAUUUUACCUUGCUUGUGCACAGAUGAAUCGUGAAUACAUCCCUAUGCUCUCUUCAAAGAUCUUCCACGAGUCUGGAAGUUCUCUCCGAAGAAGCCAGUUUCUGAAGACUAUCCAAUUCAGCAGAUGCG